Messenger RNA from Malus domestica (apple), 1192 nucleotides. Lineage: Eukaryota; Viridiplantae; Streptophyta; Magnoliopsida; Rosales; Rosaceae. The record is from RefSeq and is a predicted model, not a curated record.
AUGGCCUCCCUAGCCCCUCUCGUAUUAUUUCUCUUAUGUUUUUUAACUUAUAUUGCUCCAACAUUUCAAGCCUAUUCCCCAGACUACUACACCACCCCCAAUAUCACUCUCAAAAACAUCAUGAACGUGGUAGACUCGUGUUGGCGCACCAAAUCCAAUUGGGCCACCAACCGCCGAGCCUUGGCCGACUGCGCAGUAGGCUAUGGCAAAGACGCAUUGGGAGGAAAAUACGGGCGUACUUAUGUAGUCACAACCUCAAAUGAUGACUCAGUAAACCCUAAACCCGGCUCACUCCGUUACGGGGUGAUCCAAACGCAGCCAUUAUGGAUCGUUUUUGCCAAGGACAUGGUGAUCACGCUAAAAAAUGAGCUCAUUAUGAAUAGUUUCAAGACCAUAGAUGGUAGAGGUGCUAAAGUUGAAAUUGCGUACGGACCAUGCAUAACGGUGCAGGGCGUUAGCCACGUUAUUAUACAUGGAAUAAGCAUUCAUGAUUGUAAGCCUGGGAAGGGUGGGAAUGUUAGGAGCACUCCUACACAUAUUGGGAAGCGUCGAGGGUGCGACGGAGAUGCUAUUGCUGUCUUUGCUUCUUCGCAUGUUUGGAUAGACCAUUGCUUCCUAGCUCGUAGCGCAGAUGGCCUCCUUGAUGUCACCCAUGCUUCCACUGCCGUCACCAUCACAAACAACUAUUUCUCUCAGCAUGACAAAGUGAUGUUGCUUGUGGGUGAUUUGAACAGUGCGAUUCAUGUGCUUUCUUCUACUUUCUCUUCGAAGUUCGUCAGAUCCAAGUACUCUAAGGCUGGCCUUGUUGAAAGAAUGCCAAGGGUUAGGUUUGGGUAUGCGCACCUGGCCAACAAUAGAUAUGACGAGUGGAAAAUGUAUGCCGUAGGAGGCAGUGCCAAUCCAACAAUUUUCAGUGAAGGGAACUACUUCAUAGCUCCUGAAACUUCUUAUGCCAAACAGGUUACAAAGAAAGAGGCUGGAGGCAGUUGGAAUAAUUGGAAAUGGAGAUCUUCAGGGGAUGUGUUCAAGAAUGGUGCUUUUUUUGUUCAAUCUGGAUAUGGAAACUGCUAUCCACUUUACUCUCGAAAGCAGUCGUUUAAGGUCUUUCCAGGAGCCAUGGUUCCUGCUUUAACCUCAAAUGCAGGUCCUCUACGCUGCUUUGUUGGCAAAGUAUGUUAAUUUGCUUUGCCAU